AUGAAAAAGAUGGCACGCACCCUAAGAACAGAAGGAAAAGCUUACGUGAGUUCCUAUUUGAGAAAGCAAGUUCCGCAAAGAAUCAUGAAGCCGCGAUGUGAUUCUCAAAAAUGUAAAAAUUAUGGCUGCAAGUUGUUUACUGACGAAGAAUACCAAGAAAUAUUUCACGCUUUCUACAAUAUACAAAGUCUUCAAUUACAGAGGGAGUUCGUUGUGCGCCAUAUCAAUGAGAAUAAUGUUAAAAAGAGAAGAACUGCUGCAACAGAGUUCAUAAGUACAACAACUUUGGCUUAUUGUUUACCAAAGGCAGAGGAUCAUUAA
Molecule: messenger RNA, 321 nt
Organism: Ceutorhynchus assimilis (cabbage seed weevil)
Lineage: Eukaryota; Metazoa; Arthropoda; Insecta; Coleoptera; Curculionidae
Source: the annotation of a GenBank genome assembly